AUCAUUCGCAAAGUUACUAAGCAAUCGGUAAUGCUGGAUGUGGAUGAACCAGUUUCCCAGUUGCAUAAAUGUGCAUUCCAGUUUCAUGGGAGUGAUAGGAUGUACCUCUGCCUCUCAACAGAGAAAGUAAUCCAGUACCAGGCAUCUCCCUGUCCCAAAGAAAUAAAUCGAGAAUUACUGAAUGACAGUUCCUGUUGGACCAUCAUUGGGACAGAGGCUGUGGAAUAUUCAUUCAGCCUCAAUCCAACCAGCAUCAAGAAUCCAGUGGGCCCCGUCCCUCUUAUAACGACCUUGGAGCUGACAGGUGGAGGGGAUGUGGCAAUGCUGGAAGUCCAAGGCAACUAUUUCCAUGCAAACAUGAAAGUUUGGUUUGGAGAUGUGGAAGCAGAGACUAUGUACAGGAAUUCCAAGUCCUUAGUGUGUGUUGUUCCUGAUGUCUCUGCAUUCAGCCCUGAUUGGAGAUGGUUGCGAUACCCAAUUACUGUCCCUCUUCUGCUACUAAGGAAUGAUGGUCUGAUUUAUUCCAGUACAUUCAGCUUCACAUACACACCAGAACAGAGUUUUCUGUGUGGUCCACCACUCCUGCCAGAGAUGGUGCAGGAUUCUGACACCUUGCUCAAUUCCAUCCAUCAAGAAUUCACUAAGACAAAGUAUCACCUUUUCACGCAAAGUUAG
Protobothrops mucrosquamatus (brown spotted pit viper) is the source of this 675-nucleotide messenger RNA. Its product is annotated as recombining binding protein suppressor of hairless-like protein. Gene Ontology annotation, molecular function: RNA polymerase II cis-regulatory region sequence-specific DNA binding; DNA-binding transcription activator activity, RNA polymerase II-specific. Gene Ontology annotation, biological process: regulation of transcription by RNA polymerase II. The transcript is spliced from 4 exons. NCBI's taxonomy places the organism in Eukaryota, Metazoa, Chordata, Lepidosauria, Squamata, Viperidae. The annotation marks the transcript as partial. The record is from RefSeq and is a predicted model, not a curated record. Gene Ontology annotation, cellular component: nucleus.